AUGAGUUUCGUACCUAUCAACCCGCGGCCUAUGCUGCAAAAUCUGGUCAAUGAAGAAGUUGUUAUCCGUCUGAAGUGGGGUCAAACAGAGUACAAAGGCCGUCUGGUCAGCAUAGACAGCUACAUGAACAUUCAACUGUCAGGCGCAGAAGAGUGGAUUGACCAGGAGAUGACGAGCGUACUUGGACAAGUUCUUAUACGCUGCAACAACGUUUUGUGGAUUCAAGGCGCAAACCAAAACAAUGGAGAUACGAAGAUGGAGGGAUGA
Cadophora gregata is the source of this 267-nucleotide messenger RNA. RefSeq lists its product as uncharacterized. The record is from RefSeq and is a predicted model, not a curated record. NCBI's taxonomy places the organism in Eukaryota, Fungi, Ascomycota, Leotiomycetes, Helotiales, Ploettnerulaceae. Gene Ontology annotation, molecular function: RNA binding. The transcript has 4 exons. Gene Ontology annotation, biological process: mRNA splicing, via spliceosome; spliceosomal snRNP assembly. Gene Ontology annotation, cellular component: catalytic step 2 spliceosome; U1 snRNP. Bases 1 to 267 code for a protein of 88 amino acids.